UGGUUCCUAAAAUGGCGGCGGUUUCUGUCAGUGUGGAGUGAAACUUUCUUAUUUUAAGCGAAUAUUAGGCGCUUCGCGGGCUCCUUCUGUCGACUGUGCUCGUGUGUUCAGUGAUACAACAUUCACCGGCGCCCAGAGGCGUGUGGCUGAGGUCGCUCGGGCCGAGUGGUGUCGCCCUGGGCUCCGUGUUUGAUCGUCAAACCGCCGGGCUUCCCUCGAAGUUGACGGCGGCUGAGAGCCUGGCUGACAUUGCGAUCAUUCCGACUGUUGUUGUCAUCGGGUCGCUCAACGCGGAACCGUUGGCGAACGCGAGACGUCUCCGUGCAGCUAGCUAGCUUAUCGAGCCGGCGGAGCCCGAGCGAGGGCAGGUCGGAGAUCCCGAGGCCGUGUCACGUCAGCUUGUCAGUGGACACCGAGGCGCUGUUGGAUGUCACGACGGUGCAGUGUCAGGCGGGAUUUGGUUUGCUAGCAUCGUCCACUCUGGCAAAUCAAAUGGAGAAGCUCCAGGACCUGAGCCAAUCAGAGCUACAGGAGCUCCUGGACACCCCAGAGAGGGUGGAGUCUAUGGCCCUGGAGUCCGACGAGAUCCAGAACAUCCAGCUGGAGCGAGAAAUGGCGUUGGCAUCAAAUCGCAGCCUAGCUGAGCAAAACCUGGACAUGAGGCCACGUCUGGAGUCACAGAAGGAGGUGCUGGUGGAGAGAUACUCUCAAUUAGAGGCCGUCAGAGACACCUACAGACAGCACUGCUCCCUGAGAGAUGGUAUAGUAGGUCAGGUGUCUCCGGAGGCAUUGUUCUCCAGACUACAGACAGAGGGCGGCAAAACAGAGGCAGAGUCAGAGGCUCUAGCUGAUGAGUUUCUGGAGGGCUCUCUGCCACUGGACUCCUUCCUUGACCGUUUCCUCUCCCUGCGCUCCCUCGCUCACAAGAGACGAGUACGGAUAGAGAAGCUCCAGGAGAUCCUGCGGCAGAGGAGCGAGGGCAAUCCCACCACCAUGACAUCAUCAGCAGGCAUCAGCCAGGAUCCUGCUGCCACGCCCUCACCAUGGAAUCAACAGACAACUACAACAACAACAAAUCCGCAGCAACCGAACUCCCAACCUCAGUCCUCCAGUUACCAAAACGCAUCUCAGCCGGCCUCCUCAUCUGCAGGGUGCUGCCCCGGCCUACCCUACAGUCCAUACCCUGUCUCCCCACCCAACCCCUCUCCCGCAGCAGCGGCAGCAGGCUCUGGCCCAGCCAAUCCACCAUCACAAUUCCCUCCUUACCCAGGUUCCGGCUCACCUUUUGGCCCCCCAGGUAGCUUCUCUGGCCCCAGGCCCACUUUUGGGCCUCCGGCGUCAGCCACCUGCCCUUAUCCUACUCAGCCCUCCUUCCCUGCACCACACCCAGGCUCAGCAUUUGGCCAGUACACCCCCAGCCACCCCCAGAGUGGCCCUGCCCCGUACCCGGCCUCCUACAGCUAUGGUGGCUACAGCUACCCUGCAGGGCCCCCCUAUUCCAGUUCUCAGUCACCAACGGGGCGACCCAUCUACAGACCAGGAUAUGGAGUUCCACAGCCAUACUCCUGAAAGCACUACAGCUCCUGUGUCUCAAUUUUUCUUCUAAAUUCUUCCCUUCUUUACUGUCUCCCCCUUAUUUUCUUCCCUCCCUCCCUGAGCUCUCUCUCCCCUUACCCAAAGUCCUUGUUCUCCUCUUGUCUUUUUACCUUUUCUACCCCCCCCAUGCUCCCAGAUUCAAGAAGUGUCGCUUUACUUAUCUUUGUUGCACUAUUUCUCUCUUUCUCUGAAUAUCAGUCUGUUGAUCUGUCUUUCUCUCUUUCCCCCUCUCUUUCUCUGUCACCUUACUUCCCACCUACUCCCCCACACUAGUCUCAGGUUGUUACGUUGUGUUCAAAUGUUAAAACACUUAUUCGUAUCUUUCCCUUCAUACACUCCCUCUCUCCAGCCACCCCCCCUUCCUCCUCUUCCAUGUCAAUUGUGUGUGUGUUGCUAUUGGGCAAUCAGAAAGACCUUAUAAACACACAAGUGCACUCCCCCUUAAGACAAAUGCAUGAAAGAAAUGAGUCUUUGUAACAAGACAUCAGUGUCCAGUAACUGCCUGCUUCACGCAGAGUCUGCACUGAGAAGCAGCUCACAAUGGGAGGCUUGUGUCCCAGUUCACCUCCAUAGGGCUCAUACGAUGCAGUUCAAAUGGAAAAGUGAAUGGCUGGCACACAGUAUGGCUCUUAACCUAGGUUAAUCAAAAGUGCAGGGUUUUGAGGGCAUCAUUUUCUUAGCUUUUGCUGCUUCAUUUAUCAGCUCUUCCACACAUUUACCUACUCCAAACAGAUGUGGCAGGUGGAUUUCAUGAUACACACUGACACAAGAGUCAUCAGUAACCCUUUAUUUUCUUUAACCAAAGACGGCGGCCUUGCUUUGUUUUGUCUCUUUGAUUAUUUCGUUGACAGAGGGCGUUAAAAGCAGCAAACUCAAACAUCACUGUGAAGGCCCAGAGAGAGGCGCCAUGUGGAGAUAACAGAGAACAACAGUUGUGUACCGAGGUUCUUUUUCUUCUCAUCAUUAUUCACCAUUUCACAGAAGAGAGAAUAAAACCCCUCAGAUGUAAAGAAGCUUAUCAGAUCAUGCUGAGGAAAGGUUUAUUUGUACCAUUGACUGAUGUCUCCUGACUGUGUGUGUCUCUGUGUAGAGCUGUUCAAUCAGAGCUAAACUCUGUCCAGACAGGAUGCUGUUGGUCGUUGGUGCAAACCUCAGACUGGCAAUAACACAGUGCUGUGGCUCCAGUGUCAGCAGCUCGCCGAGUGUCAGCAAAGCUUGUUUUAUGUUGUACAGGAGAGAUGCUAACCGUUUCUAUAAAUGACACUAGAAUCUCCGCUUGACAGGUUCUGAGCAGCCUCAGCAGCAGGUUUGGAAAUGACCCCAAGUCUAUUUUAAACCACACAUUCUAAGCCUCCAUGUGCUUCCCACAGGGCAUGCUAGUUCUACAUUCAAGUGUGCAGUGUCCCCCCCUCUUGUAGGUGUGUGUUAGAGCUCUACUGGCCUCAGAGAAAAAUAUUGAACAUCUGCUGAAUGCUUCACCAUGUUCAUCAGUGCUGUCUUUGUGACGUGCUGCUGAGCAGGCCGUGGAUAGAGGGCGUAUCAGAGCUCUUUCUCUCAACGCUGCUGCUGCUGCUGCUGCUGCUGCUGCUGCUCAAAACAAGGCUGAUAAGGGUGGAGUUUGGCCGGAAGACCAACACAUUACACUAAAAGAGGCUUUUGAAAGACUUAGCUGAGUUGAGUCAUAAGCAGAGUAAUAAUGCUAAUCCACUGUCAGUGUUGAAAUAGUAACUGUUGCAGUUUAAGAUAAGGAAAGAUUUAUUAAAAAACCUAAAUAAACAAACCUUUCCUUCUUGUUGGCAGGGAGUUAGACCUUUGUAGCUUUCUCCAUUGUGUGUCUUCUUUCCUUUCCAGGUAAAGAUGGCAACUGGAUAUGAAGGGGAGCUUUUCAUUUUCAGUCCUUAGCUGUCUAUGGUGCCAGAUCUUCUAUAUAUUGAGUUAAUUCCAUAAAAAUAACAAGGCACAGAGGGAACGCUGACACAUGUUACUGUGGAAGGCAGAUGUUUUCUACAACAUACAGUAGACAUUAGUUUGUCCACCUGUCCAAUACAAAGUUCUGUUUAUUGGACAGGUGCACUGUAUCCCCACUGAUACAGCACGUCAUUUAAUGCUAAGAGCCAGAAAAAAAAGACUUUGGUGUAUUUGCAGUGUUAUUAGUGAAAUAUAGAUUGUGUGAUUGAUAUGUAGGGGGAGUCACAGAGUACCUGAGACAAUGAUACCUGCUGCUGCCCCCGCCCCCGCCCCCUCAGCCUCACCAUUUCGUCUGUCCUCUCCUCCUCUCCAUCACUCCUCCUCUCCAUCACUCUCCUCCUCUUCAUCACUCUCCUCCCCAUCACUCUCCUCCUCUCCCCACCUGCUUGUUGAACAUGAACUGAUGCUUGACAAUGAUUAUCAGAAGAAAAAUGUUUUAUUUCUUUAUUAAGUUCACACAAAACAUGUGUUAUGCAUAGUUUAAUGGAGAGAAAAUGUAAAGGUUGGCGAGUUCAGUUCUGUGUCAAAUGAUUCAAUUCAAAUAAUAUCCCCUGGAACUGCAAUCUAGGUAACGGAUGAAUGAUCACUGAAAGACGUUUUAGUAUUUUUACAUAUCGUUUCAGCUGUAUUCUCACAUACACACUGGUUGUUGGAAGAGUUUCUGAAUAUAACAGUUUUCCUUUUGUUUGAAUGAGACCAGCUGUAUGUUAAAGUGAUUGAAUUAAAUCUAAAUUAAUC
This is a messenger RNA of Paralichthys olivaceus (Japanese flounder), 4302 nucleotides long. RefSeq names its product VPS37C subunit of ESCRT-I (gene vps37c). Gene Ontology annotation, biological process: protein targeting to vacuole; ubiquitin-dependent protein catabolic process via the multivesicular body sorting pathway; protein targeting to membrane. Lineage: Eukaryota; Metazoa; Chordata; Actinopteri; Pleuronectiformes; Paralichthyidae. The record is from RefSeq and is a predicted model, not a curated record. Gene Ontology annotation, cellular component: ESCRT I complex.